Nerophis lumbriciformis (worm pipefish) is the source of this 3238-nucleotide messenger RNA. RefSeq names its product gap junction delta-2 protein-like. Gene Ontology annotation, biological process: cell-cell signaling. Gene Ontology annotation, molecular function: gap junction channel activity. Gene Ontology annotation, cellular component: connexin complex. The record is from RefSeq and is a predicted model, not a curated record. Lineage: Eukaryota; Metazoa; Chordata; Actinopteri; Syngnathiformes; Syngnathidae.
AGCGACUCCAUGCUGGAGAAAGAGACAGAGGUGGAGAGGAAACACAGAGAUGGAGACGGUGCACUGAGAGCUAGUUGGGAAAGAUCUGCACACACACGUGAGUAAAACAAUAGGUGGAGGGUGAAGGAGAGGGGAGGUUUAGGGGCUAGAGGAGGUUAGGUUGGGUGAUGGGAGUCAAGAGGAUGGAGCCCAGAAAUAGGCUUUACAGGACGGCUCUUCAUGUGCCGCAGACGUGACUCUGAGCACUAGUGGGCUGAAAUUGGCUAAAAGGGGAACAAGACAGGACGGAAGGUCUGCAGCGUCUUGGUUUAGCCUCACUGGAUGCAGCAAGGCAGCUGAUUUAUUACUAAAGGGCUUGGUGGCAGCGUGCGUGUGUGUGUUAGUGUAUAUGAGUGUGUGUGUGUGUUUUUUACGAGUCCUUGCACUGUAGCGCUUGGAGCUUUGGGAGAGACCAUUCCUCCAGUCAUAAAAUGACAUUCAGCAGGCAGGAGCUGUGUGUGUGCUGCUGCAGUCCUCAGUAGGAAGUGGGAGAGUGCGCUUUUAGGUGCAGAAGAGCAGAGGGUCUUGAGACAAUGCAAGGACGGCCGCAGAGGAGCACUGAUGGCAAGGAGGCCAGCUGAAGUAUAGAAGGAGGAGCACCAAGAGGGUAAAGGGUGGAGGGAGAGAGAGGCGGCAAAGAGAGGGUGAUCAUGGCUGUCAAGCAGUGAGCUAUAGCAUAUGCUGUAGUGCAGAACAGAGUGGUGCGGCAGGGGAGGACAGGCAUCACUGCACAGGAGAGGAGGUGGGGUGAAGGCGAGGAGAGGGAGGAGAGGGCUGAGGGGGGUGGGGGUAGGCAAUCAGUUCAGCACCUCUCCACCAUUGGCAAGAGAAUCAUUGCACGGCAAGCCCGGGGGAAGCACAAAAGCAUCACCCAAAAGGUGUAGAGGUCAACAGGGAGCCAGUGCAGCGCAGAGGUCAACGGGCAAGGGGGGGCGCGAGGAAGAAAGGUCGAGUACCCCGUUUGGUGUGACUAAACCCUGACACCUCACCAUGGGAGAGUGGACCAUUUUGGAGCGGCUGCUGGAGGCGGCUGUCCAGCAGCACUCUACUAUGAUUGGCCGGAUCCUGCUGACAGUGGUGGUGAUCUUCCGUAUCCUGAUAGUGGGCAUAGUGGGUGAGAAGGUGUACGAGGAUGAGCAGAUCAUGUUCAUCUGCAACACCAUGCAGCCCGGCUGCAACCAGGCUUGUUACGACAAAGCCUUCCCCAUCUCGCACAUCCGCUACUGGGUCUUCCAGAUCAUCCUGGUGUGCACCCCCAGCCUGUGCUUCAUCACCUACUCCGUCCACCAGUCGGCUAAAGCCCGGGACCGCAGCUACUCCCUCCUGCACCCUUACAUGGAUCACCACGGCCACGGCCACCACGGCCGCCAUCACGACCAUCACGCCCGCAAGCUCCACGCCCGCAACAUCAACGGAAUCCUGGUGCACCCCGACAGCAGCAAGGAGGACCACGACUGCCUGGAGGUCAAGGAGAUCCCCAACGGACCUCGAGGGCUCCCUCAAACGCACAAGAGCGCCAAAGUGCGACGACAGGAGGGAAUCUCCCGUUUCUACGUCAUACAGGUGGUGUUCCGAAACGCGCUGGAGAUCGGGUUCUUGGCGGGGCAGUACUUCCUGUACGGCUUCAACGUGCCGGGAAUGUUCGAGUGCGACCGCUACCCGUGCGUGAAGGAAGUGGAGUGUUACGUGUCUCGCCCCACCGAAAAGACCGUCUUUCUGGUCUUCAUGUUCGCCGUCAGCGGCAUUUGCGUGGUGCUCAACCUGGCCGAGCUCAACCACCUGGGCUGGCGGAAGAUAAAGACCGCCAUCCGGGGGGUGCAGGCCCGCAGGAAGUCCAUCUGUGAGGUGCGCAAGAAGGACGUGUCUCAUCUGUCACAGGCCCCCAAUCUGGGCAGGACCCAGUCAAGUGAGUCGGCUUACGUUUGACAGAGGCUUCACCGCCUGGGGGUUCGAGGUACAUUUUGGACGUUUCGGCAACGGACCCCUGAGCAUCAGCGCACAAAAAGUCACCGCAGCGUUAAAACGACUAAGAAGCGCGGACUGACUGUCAGCUUUAAGUCAAGACACCUUUCAGAUUCCUGAACCUGACUUUUGGUGCUGCUCCGAAAGGAUGGAGUGUUGUACUCUGCCUAGGUGACACUAGGUGCCUUUAAAGAACCCAACAGACAUAAAUGAGCAAUUUAAUAACCACUAAAAUACUGUAAAAAGUAUAGGUUGAAACGGCGUUAAGCGACGCCCCUCAUUAUUUGCCUUUGUUGUAGCUCAUGAGUAACGCUCUCGUUUUCCUAAAAUAUGUGCACAUAUGCAAAAGCCAGGCGCAUGAGCGUGGGGGAACAAAAGCCAAUCAUUGACAUGAGUCGGGAACAGUAGAAAAAGAUCCUCUGAGAUGCUGAGGGAGGGACUCAAACAUCUCGUUUGUAUUGUCGAAAAGUACACAAUUAGGCAUUAAAUAUAACAGCGCUAACUCAGAACGGCCUCGUUGCUUUGGUCAGCAAUUUGGCAAAGCGUCAGUGGAACACACACUCACUUACCUCCCAACACUGUGUUACACACCUCAGUGCUAAGGAUGCCUGCAAGGCCGGACUUUUACGCUGAGAAAAAAGAAAGAAGAAAAAGAAGUCAAGAAAAACAUUAUGUGUACGAUCACCAUCGUAGGGCACAACACACACACACACACAUCUUUUCAAUUCAACGGUAAUAUAUAUACAUAUAUAUUGUUGUCACACAGCUUUUUCACAAGCAUAUUUGGUGCCACAUUUCAAAGGUACUGUACAUAGAUGAAUUCCCCUGAGAGUUGAUGAAGAAGACUCCUAGAUGACCAGCUUUAAUAACGUGUAUUAUCAAUGUGCUCUUUGUUAAGCCUCCACCUGUCUUAUACAAAACAUAUGUUCUGACCCCCACCCCUCUCGCCCCACCCCUAUGGACUGAAAAAGGCAUGUUAAAGAAGCAUUAACUAGAAUGGAUAGAUUAAGACAUAUAACUUAAGAAGAGUUUUAUUUAUUUGCAUCCUGCUCCUGUGAAUUGUACUCAGCAUGCAUUACGAUGAAAAAAAAAACUACUACAUAGCCUCCUAUGGUGGGAACACUGACAGCGAAUAUUGGAAAGGCUCCCGAACUGCAGCAAUAAUAAUAAUAUAUGAUAUGUGAGAAGAAAUUAAGUGAAUAAAUGAUUAUGCAAACAGCUUUAUUGGCCUUUUGUU